Alosa alosa (allis shad) is the source of this 2282-nucleotide messenger RNA. RefSeq lists its product as uncharacterized. The record is from RefSeq and is a predicted model, not a curated record. Lineage: Eukaryota; Metazoa; Chordata; Actinopteri; Clupeiformes; Clupeidae. Gene Ontology annotation, molecular function: GTP binding. Bases 294 to 1916 code for a protein of 540 amino acids. The transcript is spliced from 10 exons.
UGUAAACAAUGAACAUCAAAUAGGUUUUUGAAAAGAGAAUUUAUCAGCUGCUUGAAUUGGUGUGAGUGAGAGCUGCUGCCCAGUCCAGUCACUAGCGGAACAGUCAGGUGCUGGACGUCCGUCCCCUCAGCUGCCCAGCAUCCCUCAGCUGCACAGCGCCCCCAGGCGAUGCUCAACAAAUUACAGGCUGCCUUUACAACUCUCACUUCAUCCAGUGCCACCAAUGAAUCAGGUCUUCACUGUUCUCAGGUGUCCUUUCGGUUCAUCAGUGUAAAGUUAAUAAUCAACACUGUAUGAUCCAUAUCAGGCCAUAUCAUGAACUUUGCUCUGGAAUUGUUCUUUUGUGUUCGUCUCUGAUCGGCUGCAACAGAGCUAAAGGCACCUUUGUAAAAUGUUUUGAUGUCCAGCUGAGAUUAGUGAUGGCGGCCAGUGCAUCAAUCCCUCCAUAUCCCCCUGAGAUCAGACUUGUCCUGCUGGGGUCUGUAGAUGAAGGGAAGAGAUCCGCUGGAAACACCAUCCUGGGAAGAGAGGAGUUUAGCUCUCAGAAAACUGCUGAAUGUGUGACAAAACAUGGAUGGGUGGGACCAAGACAGGUCACUGUUAUUAACACACCAGGCUGGGGCAGAGAGCAGCGUCUUUCUCAAACCCCUGUGAAUGUUAGACAGCAGCUUUUGCAGAGUGUGUUUCCUCCAGGAGCCCAUGCUCUCAUCUUGGUCAUACGGGCAGACAGGAAUUUCACAGAGUCCAACAGGGUAGCACUGCAAGAUCAUAUGGAGCUUCUUGGGGAGAGGGUGUGGGAUCACACCAUUGUGCUGUUUACAUGUGUAGACUGGCUGGGUGAUGCCCCCAUUGAGAAGUUCAUUACUAGUGAGGGCAUGCCCCUCCAGUGGGUUGUAGAGAAAAGUAGCUAUAAGUAUUAUUGCAUCAAUAAUAGCGACAGAGCAGAUACCACCCAGGUCUCAAGGCUGCUUGAGAUGAUAGAGAUGGUGGUGGCAGGAAACCAAGGCCAUUUUGAACUUGACAGAGAGACAUGUGAGAGAGAGAAAGAACGUGCAGAGGAUCAGAAGAAGGCAAUACAAGUGAUGCAACAGAGGGCCCUGGAAAUGAGGAAGAGUUGGCACACUCAACCGCCAAUCAUGAGACGUCAGAGUUAUCUUCUGAACCCUCCUAAAAUGUCAGGAGGAACAUAUGCUGAUAUCAAGGACAUGAAAAUUGAGGUAUCUGCAGAGGAACCUGGAGCUUAUUUAACGCCACCCCUUACACCCUUUACCGACAGAUGUGAUAGUAUGUCCCCACCACCUUCAAUGUCAGGAGGAACCCAUUUUUUUCUGUCUACUGGAGAACAUGGGGAUUUAACACAACACCCUACACCCUCUUCUUACCACAACCAGAGUAAGCAUAGAAUAGGUCCAAAACUUGUCCCUUCAUAUGACCAACACAGUUGCUCACCUGGGGAUGAUCCCAUAUUAUCUUGUCACUUUCCCUCUAAAACCAAUGCUGUUGUCAUGGAGAUCAGGUGGUUUAAAGGCACAGACUGUAUCUACCUGUAUAAAGAUGGCCAGGAGAGAGAGGGGAGGGGCUAUGAGGGCAGAGUAAGUCUCAGCAAGGGAAAGCUGAAGAAGGGGAGCAUAAAUCUGACACUGAGAAAAAUCCAGCAAAACGACAUUGGAAACUAUGUCUGCCAAAUCCUCCAUGAGCACGGCUAUGAGUGUGCCUUUCGGAUAAACUACAGUCCCUACAACAACAAAUUUGUCAUCUAUCCAGGACCACACAUUGCUGAUGAAGACAGGGUGAAAAUGGAGGCAUCUACCCAGGACCUUGUCUCAGGAGGACCGCAGAUAGUUGAUCAGGACAGGAUGCAAUUGGAAGCAUCUACCCAAGAUUCUGGGUCCAGCGCAUAUUUGUCCACCUUUUGAUCAGUCAUGCAGAAGACCCAGAUGGUCGCCCCUUUUGUAGUUGGAUUUUCUUCAGUGCAUGUGCUUUUACAAAGAGGAAUUUUGUAUGCGGUCUGAAAAUGUGUUUGACUAUGUCAGUUAUUAUAUAGCUAUACAAUAAAAAAGAUUCUGUGUACAUUUCCUAAUUUAUCUCUUGAUGUACACUACCAGACAAAAGUGUGGGGUCACUUAGAAAUUUACAUUCCACUCCAUUAUGUAAGGGAUAAUGGGCGUUCGGUCGACAGAAAUAAAUGUACGGUUGAAGUGGUAAAAGCAUUGUUUUUUUAAUCAGGGCAGCAGUUUUCAGAUUACAUUAUGUGCUUGCAUAAUUGCAAAAGGGUUCUCCAA